Centrocercus urophasianus (Greater sage-grouse) is the source of this 2899-nucleotide messenger RNA. RefSeq names its product transformer 2 beta homolog (gene TRA2B). The coding region runs from base 59 to 826 and encodes 255 amino acids. Lineage: Eukaryota; Metazoa; Chordata; Aves; Galliformes; Phasianidae. The record is from RefSeq and is a predicted model, not a curated record. The transcript has 7 exons. Gene Ontology annotation, molecular function: RNA binding. Gene Ontology annotation, cellular component: spliceosomal complex. Gene Ontology annotation, biological process: positive regulation of mRNA splicing, via spliceosome.
GCCGGGGACGGUCGGGUCGGGUCGGCGCGGCGGUGGCGGGGAGUGGCGCGGCGGGACGAUGAGCGACAGCGGGGAGCAGAACUACGGCGAGCGGGAAUCCCGUUCUGCUUCCAGAAGCGGAAGUGCUCAUGGGUCUGGCAAGUCGGGGAGGCACACCCCUGCAAGAUCUCGAUCUAAGGAGGAUUCAAGGCGUUCCAGGUCAAAGUCUAGAUCCAGGUCUGAAUCCAGAUCUAGAUCCCGGAGGAGUUCCCGCAGGCACUACACCAGGUCACGCUCUCGUUCCCGCUCUCACAGGAGGUCCAGAAGUAGGUCGUACAGUCGCGAUUACCGGCGGCGGCACAGUCACAGCCAUUCCCCCAUGUCUACUCGCAGGCGCCACAUUGGGAACAGGGCAAAUCCUGAUCCAAACUGUUGUCUUGGUGUGUUUGGGUUGAGCUUGUACACCACAGAACGAGAUCUGAGGGAAGUUUUCUCCAAGUAUGGUCCAAUUGCUGAUGUUUCCAUUGUGUACGAUCAGCAGUCUCGACGUUCAAGGGGAUUUGCAUUUGUGUACUUUGAGAACGUUGAGGAUGCUAAGGAGGCUAAGGAACGUGCCAAUGGAAUGGAGUUGGAUGGAAGAAGAAUCCGGGUAGACUUUUCCAUAACAAAAAGACCUCACACACCUACCCCUGGAAUCUACAUGGGAAGACCCACUUACGGCAGCUCCCGGCGGCGGGAUUACUAUGACAGGGGAUAUGACAGAGGGUACGACGAUCGUGACUAUUACAGCAGGUCAUACAGUGGCUUUGAACAUCCUGGAGAAAUGCAUGCCUGUUAUCAAGGUUAAGCUGCUACAAGGACAAAGAUGUAUUGGUUUUCAUCUUGCCAGCAAUUGUACAUAAGCUUCCACAUGAAGUAGACGAGACCCAAAAGUAGCUCUUUGACCAAGCAUUCUGCACAAGGUACAAAAAAUUGACAAUUAUCCUCAUCUUGCUUAAUGUCCUGAAGAUAAUGAAAUGAAAGCUAGCAGGCAAAACAACUGAAGCAGCUCCCAGAAAUGUUGGGGAACAGAGAAGUCUGUUUCUCCCAUUUUUUUCAUUCUUCCUUCUGGGGGGAAUUGUGAUAAACUUACAAAAAUGCCAAAAGCAUACAGAGACCAGCAAAAAACAGGGCUAUAGAAUGUUUGAUAAUAGUUUUAUGUUGUCAGUUUCUUGAACUUGCUCGUGGUACAGAUCUCCUUUUACGAAGGAUUUAUCAAGGUUUUCUGGCUGUACUUUUUUUUUUUUUUUUUCCCAGUUGUAACUUACUCCUCCUUUAGAUUCCUCACUUUAGAUUAUGGUAUAACAUGUCUUUACUCCUUGUGGUUCCUCAUGGUGAACUGUGGCUCAGAUCUUUUUGUAAAACAUUAUCAGAAGUUUGAAUUUUUUCCCUUCUGAGAGCAUACUACUGAGAAUAGAUGCAGAGACUGAGAUUGACUGUGUACAAAGAAGAGUACGUGAAUUAGGGGAAGAAAAGCAGGCCUGCAAGAAGUGAACUGCUUCAGUUGGUGCUGGUUUUAGUGCUAGCAGAAUUCAUAGCCACGUUGGUUCAGCUCUUGCAGGCAGUUGUGCUCCUGGCGAUGUUCUGACCUUCCUGCGUGCUCUCCCAUUCUGUGUCUGUCAUGUGAUAUUCAGGGCUUUGGGGUGGAAAUACUCAGAGUAUUGACAGUUCUGCAGGAGUGAUUUCCGUUCCCUAAAAUAACAAAUCUUUGUGAAGCUCACUGCAGAACCUUUCUAAUAUCUUCUCAGAUACUGAUAUAGCAGGUAAAGCAGAUACGAAAAGAUUGAAAGUAAGCCACAGAUGUUUGCACGUGUCUGCUUUACAAAUACCAUGGUCUUUUCUACUUAAAUACUUAGUAAUUAUCCUGCAGGUAUUGCUUGUUUGAAGGAGAGAGCAGAGUAGUGUUGCAUAAGCUGUGGGUUCUCCCUUGAAUAAGGGAAAUGGGGUAAAUAAAUUCUAAAUCCUGAAUUGCAAGUGUUACACGGUACUGCUUAACCCUAGAAAGUCAAUGAGCAAUAAUUACUUUACGUUUUCUUCCUUAUUUGCUUUCUGUGCAGUGAAACUUGAAGGGAAAUACAAUGCAGGAUGGAGUUAUCAUGCUAAAGUUUUUCUCAUGUUGCUGUGGAAUACUCAGCCUGCAAAAUAGGGAUGCAAAAUAAUGCACACUACCUAAUCUUCCAAAUGGAGAAACUUUGCUUUGGGGGGAAAAAGUAAAAUAGGAGACUUGUUGGUUAGAAAUGUAGUGGAUUUUCUUGACUGUCGUAUGAUUGCUGCCUUUUUGAGCUGUGAUAGUCACACCUGCUCCAUAAUCCAAACUUGAUUCAGUAAUGCUUUGCUAUAUAUCUAAAUCUGUGGAAGUAGCAGAUCAGCCACUGAAUAUUGUGUAAGUAUUAUAACCUGUUGUUCAGUUCCAGGUGACUUCUGUACAAGAAGUUCUGGAGAUGCCCUGUUUAAGCGUGAUGAAGUGUUAAGGGUGUCUACCUCAGCCGUGGUGUCACCUUGGUCAUCUUUCCUUAGCAAUCUGAUUUCAAGGCUUAACAAUAUUGCAUGCUUUGAAUGGAUAAGCAUCUGAGAAUGGGAAUGCUUUUAAAAGCAGAGGCUUCAUACUGCUCUGAAAUCACUGCUUGUUGAAGAGUAUGAUGUAAAACACAGUAUUGGCCAGCGGAGUGCAAGACCUCUGCAGCUGCACCUUGCCACUUUCAGUAUUUGGCGUUCAGCUAACACCCAGGAAUCAAAAAUGAAGGUAGUAGGGAAGUAACAAAGUAUUUAUCUAGUUAAGCUACCAAAUGUUUUCUUCUCUUCACUUUAUCAUAUGAUUGAGCGUGUUUUUUACUUGCAUGGUGAGCUUCUUUGUUAAAUUUUCAAAACUGUUCUGCUUCUG